CAUCAAUUCCUGCUACACAUUGUUUCUGAGAAAUGUCACAACAGAAUGCGCUUCUGUGUGUGUUUUCUGUCGUUUUAAGCCUUUGCUUUGUUGGGAAUGCUAGUAUUGUGUAAUCACCGGCGUUAAACCUCGGCUUUUACCAUUUACACCGGUUUUUGUUGAAAUUUCCAUGGCUGAAUUGAGGGGACUGAGUUGCUCUGUGUGUUACAACGACUUCAAGUCAGAUGAAGUGCAGUUCGUUCCCAGAAAUCUAAUCUGCGGACACACAUACUGUACAGGAUGUUUGAACAAGUUAGCUUUUCAAGCCCGAAAUCCUGGUACAAUCUGUUGUCCAACAUGUAAAAUCGAGACCACUUUGUUUCCAAGGACUUUUGAGUCUGUGAGAAAUCUACCUAAAAACUUUGGAGUGCUUGAGAUUCUUGAAGGGAAAGAAGAAGCUCAAACUGAUGGAAUAUCAAAGGAGAAGGAGAAUAAUAAAUAUCUCUGUCCAGAACACGACGAAGCUCUGAAGGUUUACUGUCAUACUGAUAAUUGUCUUAUCUGCAUUUACUGCCAGGUGUAUGGCAAGCACAUGGGACACAAAUGUGAACUUGCCACCAGCAUUGCUACAACAACUCGUGAAGAGCUUCGCAGCUUGUCCAAGAAAUUGGGUGAUCAUUAUGAUACAGUGAAGAAAGCUAGAAGAAACGUGAUUGAUGCAAGGGAGUCCAUACUGAACACUCAGCUGUAUUUGCGAGACAGGAUUAUGAAACAUAUGGGAGUGCUGCGAGCUUGCAUGAGUCGACGAGAAACUGUGCUGAAGUGUGACGUUGAUGACAGGACGAAACAGAAGAUCAAACCUUUGGAUGAACAAGAGAGCAUGAUGACCGAAAUUGUGAAUAAGUGUGAAACAGCAUAUUCUCUGAUCCAGAAAUGUCAGAAUAAUGACAGUGCUUUAGUGGAUGAGAAGCGCCGUAUCUAUGGACUUGUUGAUGAAGUUUGUGAUCUGAUGGAAAAGGUUGUAUUGGAGCCCAAGGAAACAAGCAAUCUAACUUAUUACUUUGAGUAUGAUAUCACUUGCAUUCUGGAGACACAGAUUGGGGAAAUCAGAGUCCUAAAGCCAGGCCAGAAAGAGGAGCCUCUGGCUGGGCUGAACAAACAUGAACUGUCAGGGAAAAAAGAAAUGUAUGAUGCUGAGACACAGACAGAAGAUCUUCAGGAAAAUGGUGAAAACCCCCUGUUUCACAGCCUAUUGCAAGGAUUGGAGGAAAUUGUUCACACACGUUUGACGCAACCAAGAUGGGAUGAAAGUCCAGCUCCUGGGUUACCUGUGUUCGAACCUGAAAGUCCUGACCACAGUAGCUCAGAGUCAGGUCUAAAUGAGUUGGGUGGGACCUCAGACCAUUCAGAUGCAGAGGAAAUAGAGAGUGAUACUGAGCUUGAGGGAGCAGUGGGUGGGGAGACUUUGCCUAGCAGCCACAGUGAAGAAUUGAGAGAUUCAAAAAAUUCAGAAGAGAACCAAACAAGUUUGCUUGAUGAAUUACAGGAUGAAAUUGAUAGACUUCGACUUCUCAGGCCCAAUGGUGAUGUAGUUUCCCUGAGAAAUGGAGGUGCUGGAGUAAAUACUGAUACAACAAAUUCAGAAGGUGUUGAUACUGACAACAGGAGACAAUCAACUUCAAGUGAUGAAUGGAGUUUAACGCCCCCAGCAAAUCAGGGGGGACCUCUCAGCUUAGACAGCACCUUACUUCUCCCUGGGCAAAGACUGAUGUCCACCGAUGGGUUUAGAAGUCUGGACAGUCAGCAGUGUGUUACUAGGGACAGAACUCAUUGUUUUGCUGCCGACUGUCAGAACCCCCCUACAGCACGUGCAUCAAAAAGGUGCCUACACUGUCGGCAUUUUUACUGUGCAACUUGUGCAUCCUUGUCACUCAUGUGCCCAGAGAGUCCAAGUGGACAUCGAUUUGUGUCAAGCAUGCUUACAACCAGGGGUAGAGAACAACCAAGGACUACUAGCAGGGUAAGGAAAAGGAAGCCAAAGAAAGAGGAAGGCCCCCCCUGGGAAUGCAAGC
This is a messenger RNA of Pocillopora damicornis (cauliflower coral), 2051 nucleotides long. RefSeq lists its product as uncharacterized. The record is from RefSeq and is a predicted model, not a curated record. Gene Ontology annotation, molecular function: zinc ion binding. Lineage: Eukaryota; Metazoa; Cnidaria; Anthozoa; Scleractinia; Pocilloporidae.